Molecule: messenger RNA, 707 nt
Organism: Vitis riparia (riverbank grape)
Lineage: Eukaryota; Viridiplantae; Streptophyta; Magnoliopsida; Vitales; Vitaceae
Product: probable carboxylesterase 11
Exons: 3
Coding region: 1-657 (218 amino acids)
Molecular function (GO): hydrolase activity
Source: RefSeq, a predicted model, not a curated record
AUGGACGAGGAUGAGGACAUGUACAAUGAAGCUACUAUUGCGGAAAGGAUAAUGAGGAUGCUUGCCUUGGAGAAUAAUAUGCAGAUGUAUAAGUUGGCCAUGUUUUGGCGUGUUAUGAUGUGUGUUCUCCUUGGGGUGAGCUAUGGUGCAAAUAUUACAGACUAUGUGGCUCGAAGGUCUGUAGAGGCAGGCAAGCUUUUAGACCCUAUUAAGGUGGUGGCCCAAAUUCUGAUGUACUCUUUUUUCAUUGGAAGUGCCCCCACAAAAUCAGAGAUUAAACUGGCUAACUCUUACUUCUAUGACAAAGCUAUGUGCUUGCUUGCAUGGAAACUCUUCCUACCUGAGGAAGAAGUGAACCUAAACCACCCAACUGCCAACCCUCUGAUUCCUAGGAAGGGACCACCCUUGAAGUGCAUGCCUCCAACACUGACAAUUGUGGCAGAGCAUGACUGGAUGCGAGACCGAGCCAUUGCUUAUUCAGAGGAGCUCCAGAAAGUUAAUGUGGAUGCGGUCCUUCUUGAUUACAAGGAUGUUGUGCAUGAGUUUGCUACCCUUGAUGUGCUCCUCAAGACACCACAGGCCCAAGCCUGUGCUGAGGACAUUGCCAUAUGGGUCAAGAAGUAUAUUUCACUCAGAGGCCAUGAGUUUUCUUAUUGACUAUGCUGACAAAAAGGGGAAUAAGAGAAUUCGUAGAAGGAAAGGAAUAU